This is a messenger RNA of Pleuronectes platessa (European plaice), 3189 nucleotides long. RefSeq names its product actin-binding LIM protein 1. NCBI's taxonomy places the organism in Eukaryota, Metazoa, Chordata, Actinopteri, Pleuronectiformes, Pleuronectidae. The record is from RefSeq and is a predicted model, not a curated record. Gene Ontology annotation, biological process: lamellipodium assembly; cytoskeleton organization; cilium assembly. The coding region runs from base 106 to 1860 and encodes 584 amino acids. Gene Ontology annotation, cellular component: actin cytoskeleton; stress fiber. The transcript has 20 exons. Gene Ontology annotation, molecular function: actin filament binding.
UUUUGGACCACCCCCUCUCCUUUGCACUAGCAACCCAGUUAGCUCCUCUCCUCCCUCUGAUCCGCUGCCCUGAGUUCUCCCACUGAAGAGCAACAAGCAACUGACAUGAAAGAGAAAGUGCUGCACACUCCAGAUGGCUGCCAGCCAAGUCCUCCAGCGGGGAAGCGGGAGAUCCAGUGCUUCAGGUGUGGGCAUCAAUGCAAAGGGGAGGUGCUGCGGGUCCAGAAUACUCACUUACACAAAAAGUGCUUCACCUGCAAGGUGUGUGGCUGUGACUUGGCCCAGAGCGGCUUCUUCAUGAAGAGCGGCGACUUCCUCUGUCCGCUGGACUUCCAGAGGCUCCACGGCACGCUCUGCAACAACUGCGGGGAGUUCGUGGAGGGGGAGGUGGUCACAGUCUUGGGGAAGACUUAUCACCCAGCCUGCUUUGUGUGCACCAUUUGCAAGCAGCCCUUUCCCGCUGGGGACUGUGUCACCUUCAGUGGAAAAGACUGCCUCUGUCAGCGCUGCAUUCAACCUGUGUCUCCUGCUCCGACCGACGUGAAGUACUCUAGCAACUGCACCGGCUGCGGUAGAGACAUCAAGAACGGCCAGGCUCUGUUAGCUCUGGGCGGCCAGUGGCACCUCGGCUGCUUCAAGUGCAAAUCCUGCAGGAAAGUGCUGAGCGGAGAAUACAUCAGCAAAGAUGGGUUGCCUUACUGUGAGAGAGACUACCAGAUUAAGUUUGGGAUACAGUGUGAGGCAUGUCAUAAGUUUAUAACAGGAAAAGUUCUGGAGGCAGGAGACAAACACUAUCACCCGAGUUGUGCAAGAUGCAGCCGAUGUGACAAGAUGUUCAAAGAGGGAGAAGAGAUGUUUCUGCAAGGGUCGACAGUGUGGCACCCGGACUGCAGAGACAACAGCAGGACGGAGGACAGCUACAGGCCCACUAGAUCCUCCUCUGAAAGCUCGUGCUCCAGGCCGGGCUCGUGCACCCCGGGGAGUCCUGGUCGAACGAUCUGCGCAAAAGUAGAUAAUGAGAUCAUUGACUACCGAGACUUAGCGGCAAUUCCCAGAGUCAAGGCUAUACAUGAUAUAGAGUAUCCUGAUAUGAUAUCCUAUAAGUCUGUGAACAACAACCCACCUGCUGUGGACAACAAAGGCAGCAGAGAGGACAGGUCAAACCCUGCAGAGUCAACAGGAAACUUAUCAGAAACCACAGAGGAGGGCUUCGAAAUGAGGAGGAACAUACCGAAAUCCACAAGCCACGGAUCUUUUGGAGUUCACACCACGUACCAACGACACAGCUACACUCCAGGUCUGUCCAGAUCGCCACAGCACUUCCACAGGCCAGCAUUGAUGCUUUCUCCCACUUUAUUCUCUGGCAACAAUGAAACCUGCUCCACUUCCCCUUUAUGUCCUCACUUUCUCCCUCAAACCAAAGAUGAAGGCUUUCACAUGUACAGGAGGCCUCCAAUUUACAAACAGCAAGAUCCAAAUUCACCCACAUCCCAAGCUUUAUCUUUGCCCGGAUACGGUCGCAACGGCCUCGAUCCGCCUCGGUCAGCUGAUUUCUCCCACUACAGUGAUGACAGAUUCAGAGAUUUUAAGCUCACCUGUGACAGUCCACAUCCAUUAGCCAGACUGGACAGAGGAAUGUCCAUGCCUAAUUUGUUGGAACCAAAAGUCUACCCAUAUGAAAUGCUCGCCGUGAUCAACAGAAGACGAGUGAAGCUGCCGAGGGACGUCGACAGAACGAGACUGGAGUGCCACCUUUCCCCGGGUUCUUUCUAUGAGAUAUUUGGCAUGGAGAUCAAAGAGUUCUACAUACUCCCACUCUGGAAACGUAAUGACAUGAAGAAGAGUGCAAAUCUCUUCUGAUUGCUGCCUAAUGCACGUCUUUAUUUAUUGGACAUUUAUUCACCAACAUUAGAUCAGCACAAAUCACAGGCUUGCAGCGGCCACCCAGCGAGUCCGUGGAGGUCAUUGUGAUGAAUGAUGGUUAAAGUCCAAUAACCUCAACGCAGAUAUGAACACUGGAACUCAACUUAGCUCUAACCUUGGCUUCAGUGAUAUAUAGCCUUGAUUUGUUUUUCCUUCAUCAGCCCUGUGUCCCCAGGAAUUACGUUCAUAUUGGACGAUUCAGCUGAAUUUAUGUUUUUGCACAUUCUUCACAAAUGGAGAAUGUUGUGUGGUGUUCAUAGCUUGGCAAAACAUAAUGUGUUUUUUUAUGCUUUGCAACCUGUUUCAGACCGAUGGAUGAAGUCAAACCUUAACCUAAUCUGACCUUUACCAAGGGAUCAUAUUAACCGAUACAAAAAAGGUGCCACUUGUAUGUUUUCACAGCCCUGAUGAGGGCGCUAGAUCACUAAAAUCCUCCCAAGGUAUGAGGGUUAGGGUUUGAAUUAUUCCUAAAAUAUCUCUAAACAUAUUUACAAGAUUUUGGGUGAGGUAUGCUAAAGGUUAGGAUCUCUAAAAUUAAAAAAAAUAGCACUUUACUGCCUGCUUUCAGAAAAAUUGAGAAUACCUGACUAUAUAACACACAGUUUGAGAGUUUUUAAGCUGUUUAAAUUCAGACAGAUUCAUGUACAGAUUGGUUAAAGAUAUGGGUUUUCCAAUCAACAGCCUUUGGUCCAGCUCUUUGUGAAUAAAGCUUCCCAUGAUACCUGAUUCACAGUGUAUAUCGACUACAGAAUGGAUUUUACCUGCACACUCCACAUUGUUACUUUGUAUGUGAUAUAUGUUUUGUUACUCUCUUAAUACUCUGAACAAAGAACAAAUAAAAUUGUUUACCAACUUAAAAUAAUUUCAUCUAAUAGUGACAUACAAAUGUAUUGUUUUUCUUUAUAGUUUUCAAUUGUGUUUAUAUAACUUAUAAUGUUAUUUGAACAAACUUUAUUUACUUGUGUGUUACUAACCGGUGUCUUUUUUCAAGUUGGUCUAACACUUUCUAAUGAACUUAUUUUUUGUUUUCAUGUUUCAACAUGUUUAAGCACGAUCAGAAUAGAGCAAAUAUGUGAGAACUAUAUUUUUCUGUCAAUAGAUUAACACAAAUUUGCUUUUUUGACUCGUAAAUUAAUUAAAAUGUAUUUUUGAUUUAUGUUUCACCCUGACUCUGCUGUGGUAAACUGUAUCUGCUAUACCUUAACAUUGAUGCUUGUUCACACCACCUCAAACGAUCUAAAUAAAGAUUUUUACUUCCUAAAAGUU